Molecule: messenger RNA, 551 nt
Organism: Cicer arietinum (chickpea)
Lineage: Eukaryota; Viridiplantae; Streptophyta; Magnoliopsida; Fabales; Fabaceae
Product: class II metallothionein-like protein 1A
Molecular function (GO): zinc ion binding
Source: RefSeq, a predicted model, not a curated record
UUGUCACUAAAUCCCCCUACUUGACAAGAAAAAGACACUAAAGCCCCUUAACUGAAUGAAGCCAAUAUUAUAAAACCUCAAUUAAGAAGAACAUUAAGGUUUAUAAAUUAUAGAAGAUUUGAGAAAUUAGGAAAGAAAGAAAGAGAGAAAUGGCAGAUACGGGAGCUAGAAGGGUAUGUGACAAUGUGUGCGGCUGCACAAUUCCAUGUGCUGGUGAUUCCACUUGCAGGUGCAUAGGGAGUGAAUCCGCAAGUGAAGUUGAUCACACAACAUGUUCAUGCGGGGAGCACUGUGGAUGCAAUCCAUGUGGAUGUCCCAAGAAUGUUGCAACUGGAACUGGUUGCAAAUGUUCCUCUACUUGCAAAUGUACUUCAUGUCACACCUAAUAGCUAGCAAGCUAGGUGAAUCAGUUUACCACCAGAUAUUGAUCAACUAUGCUAUUUUAUUAGUUUAUGCAAUGUUAACAAUAAUAACUACUAGUUUUGCUUGGUUUUGUGGUUGAAUAUGAAGCUGUGUAUGUAUAAGAAUGCAUGCAUAUGCAAUUGAAUAUU